Messenger RNA from Anopheles funestus (African malaria mosquito), 771 nucleotides. Its product is annotated as histone H2A. The record is from RefSeq and is a predicted model, not a curated record. Gene Ontology annotation, molecular function: structural constituent of chromatin; DNA binding; protein heterodimerization activity. The coding region runs from base 130 to 504 and encodes 124 amino acids. The transcript has a single exon. Gene Ontology annotation, cellular component: nucleosome. Lineage: Eukaryota; Metazoa; Arthropoda; Insecta; Diptera; Culicidae.
GCGCGCGGCGGUUUUUUCGACAUUGGCGGAAUAACUGUCUAACAAUUCACACGUGAAAUCUGUGCAGCUGCGCUCUCUGCGUUGAAUCAUUUGACUCAGUGAAACUUAAGUGAAUAAACUCUCGGAAACAUGUCUGGUCGCGGAAAGGGAGGAAAGGUUAAGGGCAAGGCAAAGUCCCGCUCCAACCGUGCUGGAUUGCAAUUCCCGGUCGGUCGUAUUCAUCGGCUGCUGCGUAAGGGCAACUACGCCGAGCGCGUUGGUGCUGGAGCGCCCGUCUAUCUGGCCGCUGUCAUGGAGUAUCUGGCCGCCGAAGUGCUGGAGUUGGCUGGCAAUGCGGCUCGUGACAACAAGAAGACGCGUAUUAUUCCGCGUCAUUUGCAGCUGGCCAUCCGCAACGAUGAGGAGCUGAACAAGCUGCUCUCCGGGGUGACCAUCGCCCAGGGUGGCGUCCUGCCCAACAUUCAGGCAGUGCUGCUGCCCAAGAAGACGGAGAAGAAGGCUUAAGCUCCCUGAACCAUCGGCAACGACGACGACAGCAUCUAUCCGUGCGAAGGCCUACGAUACCGAAUUCCCGACAGUUGAAAAAAAACCGCCCUUGUCAGGGCGACGACAUGCAUUCAUUAAAAGAUAUUAGUGUUAUCCAUCUGAUGUGCCAUCAUAUUGUCCGGGAAAAUGAAAACCACACGUAGAUUGUAAUUUAGCAUCGCCUUUUCAGAGAAAAUUGCUACCUCACAAUAAAGAGAGGGAUGAUGGGAGUACAAAAGAGCGAAA